Molecule: messenger RNA, 1878 nt
Organism: Brassica rapa (field mustard)
Lineage: Eukaryota; Viridiplantae; Streptophyta; Magnoliopsida; Brassicales; Brassicaceae
Molecular function (GO): zinc ion binding; nucleic acid binding
Source: RefSeq, a predicted model, not a curated record
AUGACAAACCCUUGGAAAUUACCGAGCACCGUUUCCGCCCUGAGUCCGCCGUCGUUCACCGCCGGUGAAUCUCCGCCCGCUCCACCGUUCCCUCCAGAUCCUCCUGACCCUUCCUCCCCCCUAUCCCCUCAUCUUUUCCCUCCUCUUCCUUCAAACUCAAAAACUUCCUCUACCUUAUCUUCUUUCUCACUGAAACACCCAAAAUCAAACCUUGGGUUGUCUCCUCCAACUGAGGUAACAAACCUUUCAAUCAAUCCUUCCUUAGUAACUGUCUCUGCGAUGGAAACUGGUGAAGUGAUUACUGGUUCUAAUGAACCUUUUGAAAAAACCCUUGAAACCAAUUCUCAGAUCCCUACAGUAACUCCUCAAACCUCUGCUCCUUUCACAAAAUCUCCUGAAAUCUUUGUAACCAUCGACCCUAAAUCUUCCUCCCCCAUCAUCACCAACCGUGCCUCAGCCCCUCCACUCCCUCACCCAAAACUCAACCCACUUCCUGUCAUAAGCCCAACUACCCAAACCUCGCCUAUACCUUUGCAUUUCUCGACAAUGCCUCUCCCAUUUUCUAAAAACCCCUCAACCCACCACCAAUAUUCGCCUCCUCAACUCAAUCCCCUACCCAUUCCUCAGCCUCAAACCCUUGUGGAAAAAAUUCGAGCUUCUGAAGACAAGUCUUUAACUAGGCUUGCUCCAGUCUCCUUUGCUCCCUCCGGCAGGCCCCGAAUAAAAAUUCCAGAUACUGUUUUUCAAAAAGGAGCUGAGCUCCACAAAGACUUUAUCAUUUGCUACUUUAAUGGCAGAGCUCCUCCAUUUUCGCAAAUUCAGAGUGUCCUGAGCCAUAUGUGGGGCAAAGGUAGACAAUUGGAAAUCCACAAUAACCCCAUCAACCAUUCCACACUUGUUCGAAUCCCUAGUGAGUACCUAAGGCAAAAAAUCUUGGAAAAGAGCAUUUGGUACGUAGGAGAUUCUAUGUUCCAUACUGCGCAGUGGUCGUCUGAGCACACAAAAGCGACCCCGCCUCUCAAAGCAAUCAAAAUUUGGGCGCACCUUACUGGUGUCCCUCUAGAUUUGAGAUACAAUGAAGGUCUCAGUUUAGUGGCAGGGCUUGUUGGUGACCCAAAGGAGACUGACGACUUUACAAAAAACCUUGUAAGUCUCUCAGUAUCGCAUGUUAAGGUCGAGGUUGAUCUCACUCAGCCGCUUCCUCCUGUUGUUGAAUUCGAAAGAGAUUGUGGUGAGGUUGUGGAAGUACAAGUCCACUACCCCUGGAUCCCUCCAAAGUGCUCUCACUGUCAGGAGCUUGGGCACAUUGCCCGCAACUGUCUUCUCCUCCCUCCACCACACAAAGAACCUGCGGCUCCAAAGUCUGCUGCUCCAAAGGCCGCUAAGAACAAGCAGCCUUCUCAGUCGGCGGUGUAUAGGAAAAAGUCACACCUAACUGGAUCAUCUACUGAUCAGACCCCUAAGCUGUCAAAUGUCCCUUUUUCCUCAGACUUGUCUCCUGCUCCUCACCCUGUUGCAAUGGCUGUUGACAUUGCUUCAAAACCCUCCGUUCCUUCUCCCUCUUUCCCUUCGCCUUUAGCCCCUUUCAAUAAUUUUUCCUCCCCUGAACCCACCCCAAGACCUUCUCUUAAGCGCUCUCGAUCCUCUCCUACUUUAUCCCCUCCUCUCUCCUCAAAUCCAAACCCCUUCCUCCUCACAAAUCUCUCCCCUGUAACCUCACUCUUUAUACCACCUCAAACCUCUGGCCUCCCUUUUUUAAAAGCCCCUGUUCCUCCUCUUUUAUUGGCCUCUAACCCUGUUUCUUCUUCUGACCUUUCUUUUUCUUUUGUUGCUCGGGAUUCUUCUCCUUAUGGGGAGUCUCUUCCUCCCUCCCAAUGA